CAAGUCACAAAUCAGGUGGAGUGCGAAUCAUUGACGUUUAGUCAUUUUGAAUUGCAAUAAAAUUAACGAGCGAGAUAGUUUUAAUUUAAUACCUAUAUUUACGAAUUUUCUCUAGAAUAUACACGUUAUCAUAAAAAUUUCUAAAAUACAUACAUUUUAUGAAAAAUUCUCAAUCUACACAUGUUUGGACCGAGAUGAUGUCCAAACCUGUGUAAAUUAAAAAAAUUUCACCAAACGUAGAUAUUUUGGGAUUUUGGAAUUUUCACGUGUAUUUUGAAAAAUUUUCCUCUCGACCAGGCUCCGCCCAUCUCCAGAGUUCUAGAGCUGAUUUUUCCAAACUCUUUUCCCUUCUUCCUGUGCUAUCCAUCGGCUCGAGCUCAAUGGCUUGGAAGUACGAUAGCAACAAGUUCGUCAUGUUCAGGAUCACUCUUCCAUGAAACCGCUCGACUUGCUGCUAGUCAGAGCCCGCUAAAUGAGCGAUGCUCCCCAAAUAUGAAGCUUGCAGUGCUGGGUAAGUCCCCAACCUUGAAAUCAAUCAAGCAAUAUAGGGUUCGUUCCGAUGUACAUUUGUGGCCGAGGGCUGCGCUUCCUUAGCCGCGUUGCAAAUGGUAAGAAUAGGAACACCAACUGGGAUCCUACGGUGGCCCUGGAGCUCAAUCAUCCGUCCCUUGUUUUGCUCGAGAAAUGCAAUGAUGGGGUUCAGUUCAAACAGGUAUUGGCGCAGGUAUUGAGAAGUAAUCUCAUUGGACAGACUUUCCCCAUGAGUCGACUUAUUUACUUCUCCGCGAUUUCGUACCCUGAGAAUCUCGAUUUGGCUUUGAUUCUCUUUGAACGGUUCACUCCUAGGCCCAAUCUGUUCAUUUACAACACCAUGAUAUCUGCUCUGUGCCCUGCAGUCAAACGGUCAUUCGGCGUGUAUGGUUCCUUGCUCUCUUCUGGUGUUUUCCCCGACGAGAAUACACUGCUUUACCUUCUGCGUGCCUCUAAAUUUGGCGCGGAAUGGAUGCAGAUACAUUGUCAUGCUAUAGUUUUCGGGUUAUUAUCUUAUGGGUACCUGCAAAAUUUCAUUCUUAAGGUUUACUUGGAGAGUGGAUUGACGUUUCUUGCACGUAAGCUGUUUGAAUGCAUGUCUAGCCCGGAUAUUGUUUCGUUCAAUACCAUGAUUAAUGGUUAUGCCAAGCAAGGGUGCCCCUUCGAAGCUCUACAGCUUGUCCUUCGGAUGGAUGGUCUGGACGUUGAGCCUGAUGAUUUCACAAUGUCGGGUCUUUUAGUUUGCUGUGGUCAAUUAGGGGAUGUUAAGUUGGGGAAGGCUGUUCAUGCUUGGAUAGGUAGGAGAAACUCUUUCGGUUCGUCAAAUUUGAUAUUGAGUAAUGCUCUUCUUGACAUGUAUGUGAAGUGUCGUGAGUUGAAAGUUGCUGAGAGGUUGUUUCAGACUUUGAAGGAGAAGGAUAUUGUUUCAUGGAACACUAUGGUUGCUGGGUGUGCCAAGCUUGGUGAUUUGGAGCUUGCACGUGCUUUUUUUAAUCAAAUGUCUACUCCUGAUAUGUUUUCUUGGAAUUCAUUGAUUUCUGGCUAUGCUUGUUAUGGUGACUUUACAAUGAUUAAAUCAUUAUUGCAUGACAUGGGAUUGCAAAAUAUUAGACCUGACAGUGUCACAAUGGGCUGCUUGGUAUCUGCAGCAGCAGAGUAUGGAGGUCUGGAACAAGGUAGGUCGGUGCAUGGAUUGUUAAUUAGAUGGAAAAUGGACAUUGAUGCUAAUCUCGGUUCAGCACUGGUUGAGAUGUAUUACAAGACUGGAAAUUUGGAAAAAGCUUUCAACAUAUUCAAGACUGUUACCAGAAAGGAUGUCACGUUGUGGACAACAAUGAUAAAUGCAUUUGCUUUUCAUGGUUAUGGAAGUAAAGCACUAAAACUUUUCUCCAAGAUGAAGGAAGAGCUAAUUCCAAACGAAAUUACUUUUAUCGCUGUCCUUGCAGCUUGUAGUCAUUGUGGUUUGGUGGAUCAGGGGAUUAAGAUAUUUAACUGUAUGGCAAGCUAUGGCAUUGAACCUGGUGCUGAGCACUAUGGUUGUUUGGUUGAUCUUUUAGGGAGAUCAGGAAGGUUGGGCGAAGCAAAACUAGUUAUUGAAAGAAUGCCAAUGAAACCAACUCGAUCAAUCUGGGGUGCAAUACUGAAUGCUUGUCAAUCACAUGGAGAUGAGGAAAUAGCGGAGAAAGCUUUGACGGAGCUUCUAAAAUUAGAGCCGGAUGAUGAUGGGGGAUACAUGCUGUUGUCUAACAUGUAUGCCGCUGAAGGGAAGUGGUGUAAUUCUAACGAGAUAAGGGAGGCUAUGGGAAGUAAAGGAGUGAAGAAGACUGCAGGAUGCAGUUCUCUGGUUGUGGAUGGAGUAACCCACAGUUUUGUGGCUGCUGAUAAAAAGCAUCCAAGAUGGGUUGAGGUCAGGUCCAUCACAAACUUUCUGAAGGGUGAAAUGGAUGUAAAGGCUGAUUUUCCAUUGUUCUCCAUGCAUCCUUCAUUAGGUUCAGACUGAUGCUGCUUGAGGAAAAUCUAGCCGGAGAGAGACAGUCACUUGUUUAUGAAGUCGCUUGGCUGAGAAAACCAAGUUUGGGUCCUUUCAAACAAUAGAGAAAUGGUCCAACAAAAUGGGCACUGCCUGUGCGCUUGAUUUUCAGCGGAUAUUGCUUGGAAGUAGCUCUUAACAUUGGGUUCUGCUGUUUACUGCUGCAAUGAAGAUGGCUAGGAGGGAAGAAAACAUAGUAGCCCUCCUCUGUAAAAGUAAGUCACUUGUUUCUCUUCUGUUACUAAUAUUUGCCAUUUCCUCAAUCCCACCCCAUCCCUUACCAGACAAGAGUUUUUUGUAUUUUUUAAUAGGCGAUUUUUUUAUCCUUCCAUAAUAUGUUAGCAGACAGCUUGGAGUCGAUAAGUUUGUCAUUUUCUUCCUAUGCUCUGGUGAAGAAAGGAAGGAAGUACUUGUUUAAUUGAACUAUCCGGAGUUGUUUGUUCAAAAUGUGUUGAUUUCGCAAUUUCUUGCUGUAUAUUCUUCCUCAAUUAAUCUGGUUCAAAACUUCAAAUUUAAUAAUUGAACUUGGUAAAA
Molecule: messenger RNA, 3094 nt
Organism: Linum trigynum
Lineage: Eukaryota; Viridiplantae; Streptophyta; Magnoliopsida; Malpighiales; Linaceae
Source: the annotation of a GenBank genome assembly